Molecule: messenger RNA, 3934 nt
Organism: Schistosoma haematobium
Lineage: Eukaryota; Metazoa; Platyhelminthes; Trematoda; Strigeidida; Schistosomatidae
Exons: 1
Coding region: 3347-3697 (116 amino acids)
Source: RefSeq, a predicted model, not a curated record
UCGAUCACAAUGGCGUCGGUGUAUACACUCCCUGUCUUCCUUUAAACUAAGAGAUUAAAAUCGCUUCAUAUCUUUCUUUCUACGAACCAAUUCUUUCUUCUUGUACUAUAUAUCUAUAUGUAAUCUUUCUCUUACAUAUUACUACCUUUGACCUAACCACUGCUAUGAAUCCGGUGUUCAUCUUGUUGUGCUGAUGCGGUAUGGCAACCUGGAACGAUGCACAUAUGUGCCUGGUCCUACGUUGUAGCUGACUGACUGACUGACUGAAUUUAGAGUAAAGACAGAUGGACUUCAUAACAUGCGAGAACAGAUCCACAAAUUAGUCGACGCAAAAUAAAGGUCAGGACGAAUCAUAUCCACGUAAGAAAUCUUAGGCACUAUUGAGAUAGUAGUACGGUUGUGAAAGGUUUAUGAAAUGAUGUUGUGGUAUGGAACCUGCAUAAGACUGGCAUAUGUCGGUCCCUCACAACUCUCUGGUUGAAGUUCUAGAGAUAGAGCAACACAUUGACUUGAGACGUUAUCAGACAGCUCACAAUUGAGGUUAGUGGCGGCUGUAUUGUAUUUUUUUACUUUCAUGAAAGUGGGAGAGACUCUUUCACCCAAAAAUCCCCUUCUAAUUGUAUUUUCCUUAACCGAACUGCUUUUCAUAUUACUUUUCAAGUAAACGGAACAUACCCACAGAGACAAAAUAUUGGUUAAGUGAAGAGUUCACUUUUUAGUGAAUUCAUUUUCAAAGCUGUACAAUCGCAAAUGUAUACUUAUUUUUCAAAGUGAUAAUAAUUACAAUAACAGUGAUAACAAAACUCUUUUAAACAUGGUAACAGUGAAAUAGAAUAAACAAAGGCGUCAAAACGUUAUGUUUUUAUCAAGGAGACUAGUAAAAAUUUUGUUGUUGAGAGCUUGAAUAUUUAUCAUGAAGGUAGAGAGGGAAAUUAUAAUUGGGAAAGGAUGAUUCAUCACGAUAAGAUAAGCUGUUGAAAUUGAGAUGAACUGUAAUCAAGAGGAUCAUAGAAACAGAGACAACUAAGUCGAGGGUAAAAAGUCUAUAGAGGAGAUGGGAGAGCAGAUAGUUGUAAAGAAAUUUAGGAGAAAAAUUACGAGUGAUUAAGACCAUGGUAGAAGAGGUUGGACACAUAAUUCUGGUUUUUCAGAUGUAUAUCUGGUGCUUCGGUAAUGCUAAGAAGAUGGGAUAUAACUGCUUUUGGCAGAAUCCGCUUUAAUUGAGUGACCUGUGUUCACAAGGUAUUCAAUUAUUGAACUUAUUCAGCCAUUUCCACCUCUUUACAACCAAGCCAGAUAAUGUUCUCAGAUUAUUUUGACCAAAAUAUGCGUCGAGCAACCUAUAUGCUUGGCUGUAUAUGAAAAGGUAAAUUGAUAAGCACAUAUAGAGAUAAUUUAUCCUUAAGACUAUUGGUGAACAUUGAUCGUCUGGAGAACAUUAUUCGCAAAGUCGCUGAGGAGGAUUUUGUUUCUGGGAAAUCAAAAAUUCUUCUUUUCAAGACGUCUGUAAUUAUAUCACCUUUGAAAACGUUGUUCAUAUAAAAUAUUUUAUUUUCUACAUAAGUUAUUUGCGCCCUAGGUUGUUUGGGUUUUACAUUCUUGUCAAUAAAUACCAAUGGAUAUACAUUUUUGACAAGUAUUUUCUUAAAGAUGCUCAGUUUAUUAUCUAGGACCUCAAAACUACAAAUUCUUCGUAUUUAUGUAGCGAGGGAUGUGAUUAAGUUUUUCUUCCGGCUAAUGGAGAUCCAGUUGUGAAAAUUUGAUAUCUGGCCAUUCCACAAGGGUUUCUUACAGACGGAUCUUCCUACGGUUCCGCCGUGUUUUAUGGUUAUUUUGACAUCAAGAAAGUCGAUACCUCACUUGUUUUCAACUCCACUUAUGGAACUGAAUGAUGGAUGAUAGUUAUUAAAUGUCCUUAGAAGAUUAGAAUUACAUUUAUUGUCAUACGUGAUAAAUACAUUAUCCAUUCAUGAUGGAUAUUCAAGCCCACAACAACAAAAUUAUUUUGAAAAGAGCAAAAUAUUUGUUCUUGCUCCCUUCAAAACAGUAAAGGGAAAUAUGUGUAUGAAGCAAAACUAUUAUCAUUCACCUUGAUAAAAAAAUAACGUUUUAAUUCUUUUGUUUAUUCUGCUUUACUGUUACCAUGUUUAGUCAGUCAGCUACAACGCAGUACCAGAAACAUAUGCAUCUGUCCGAAUUGCUACACCACAUUAGCAUAACAAAAUGAUUACCAAAUUCAUAAAGUAGUUACUCCAAUGGUAGUAAUAUAUAAAAGAAAGAUUGCAUAUUAGCAUACAAUACAGAACGAAAGAAUUAGUUCGAAGAAAGGUAUAAAGUAUUUUAAUCUCACGGUUUCAGUCAGUCAGCAACAACAACGUAGUACUUCGUACGUACGUACAUCAGUUCCAGUUGCCAUAUUACAUUACCAUACAGAUACAAUUGUCGAUUCAGAUCCCAUUGUGGUAGAGGUAGUCAAAGUAUAAUCAGUAAUCGGAUAUAUUAGGGUUUGAAGAUGUUAUUCAAGAAUUAUGACCCAGUGAAAUAAAUUUGUAAAUAGAAAAAAGAAACGGAUAUGAAGAAUUCAGAUUAGAAUUUGGGAGAACACAAUGAGUGGACGCACCUGCGCCAUUGCAAACGAUUUUGAGCCAUGUCAUUCAAGGUCUCUAAUCAUCGGUUGCUAUCAUCUCGCGGUCCCCAACCACGUAGUCUACACCUACUAACAUGACUCAGUCCACUUGUCAGUGACUUCAUGGAUUUGUGCCAUGUAUUGGUCUGGUCGCCCCUAGCUUUCUUCCAAUCUACUCCUACACCAUAAAACAUCGCACAUCGAGGCAGUCGGUGGUUGGGCACACGUAACACAUGUCCAAGCCAUCUCAACUGAUGAAGUUUCACUACGUCAUCAAUUGAUUUGCCAUCCUUACCUAGUACCCGUUUCCUAACAACUGCAUCACUUACUCCAUGGUCCCACGAUAUACGAGCAAUAUUUCGAAGACACCUAUGAUCAAAUACUAGUAACCUACGAAUAUCCUCUACUCUUACCGGCCAUGUUUCACUCCCAUAAAGUAGGACGGAACGAACUGCUGCGCAGUAAACCCGUCCUUUGCUUGAUAGACGGAUAUCUCGCCUACGCCAUAAAUGACGCAAGUUGGUGAAAGCUAGUCGAGCCUUCUGUAUCCGUGCUGAGAUUUCGUCACACACCAGACCACAAGGGCUAAUGAGACUCCCAAGAUAAGUGAAGCGAUAGACACGCUCAAUUACUUCACUCCCUAUCAUUAGUUCGGGUGUCAAUGCCACCCAAUCCUGAAGCAACAUUUUGCAUUUCGAGGGAGAGAAUCGCAUCCCGAACAUGCUUGCAUUUCUGCUUAGAGUGGUCAGAAGACUCUGCAUUUUGUCAGCGUCUUCACCAAACAAAACUAUGUCAUCAGCAUAUUCUAAGUCAACAAGUGAACCUCCCGGUAGAAGUUCAACCCCUGGAAAUCUAGACGAGGAAAGUGUUAUCUCUAAAAGUACGUCGACGACAAAAUUGAACAAGAAUGCGAUAGAUACUGCUGAGAUCCAGUGUUUCUCCCUAACCUUGUGGUUUACCUUACUAGCAGAUAUCACUGCUAUUUCCACAGCUUUUCGGAUAUCAUUCCAUGCUGCCUCGGGGUGGGCAUCACAUACAUGGCUGCCUAACUGUUUUCCUAGUUGGUCCUGAAAUAUACUCUUAGCUUGACUAUCAUUAAGUAGGCCCCUAAGAGGUUUCCUUGCAGUGUCUUUCCUACGUCCACUAAGACGCAGGCAAAUACGCGCUCGCACUAGAGCAUGAUCUGAAUCUAAGCAUGUGCUCCAGAAUGAGCGACAGUCUUCUAUCGAGCCUCUCCAUCGGUGGCUGAUAGCGAUGUGAUCUAUUUGGGUCCAACGUUGGGACGAAUUAGGAGGUCGCCAUGUUAAA